AAGGUUCCCUCUCAUUGGCUUUUCCAAAACAACCUUGCCGGUUUCGUCUCCCUGAAAACUUGGAAAUGGGUUUAGGAAUGUCUCAAUGCGACCGUGCGCAUCUCCCAUACAGAAGCCUUCGUCUCCAAAGCUGCGCACCGAUCGACAAGUUCUGACAAGGGACGGGACUGCAAAACUGUCUUCAGCAGGCUUUAUUUAACAACAGUGAGCAAAUAACAGGCUGUGUGUUGCUGAAAUCUCGGCGAUUUUGCUGGUUUAUAACUUUUCAUCCAAGUAAAGCAGAAUUCUAAGACCAAACAUUUGCUUAACAAAACGUUUCUUUGGUUGCGUUUACAUGUAAGUCUGGAAAAUGUAAAGAUUUCGGACUGAUUGGCACGGGUGAGCAACAAAUGAAGGGUGGGACUUGAAAAAACGGAGUGAGUGAGUAGCAAACUGAAAUUAAUUUCAGGAAAUUUCAAAUGUCUGCUCCGCCAUCCGAACUGGAGUAUUUUUUUUUUAACAAACUGGCCCAAUUCACGUAAGUUGAAAGAGUUUUUCACGUAUUGCACAGGUCAUUCAAUAUUUUUUCUCCCUACCCCAAUUAUAUUUGAUUGCUAUAGCGUCCACAUCGGAAAUCAAACCUCGCUCUUUGAGAGAACCGUCCUUUCUUCUGAGGUAUCAAGACUGAGUUCAACUGCAAGAUGCUCCUGGUGUUUUUAAUAUCAAUGGGCUUUCUAGCAUGUGAAAUAAAGUUCAGUUCGGGAUGUCAGCUGCCCUCGGAUUGGAGACCACUUAGCGAGGGAUGCAGAGCGGAGCUCGUAGAAAUCAUAGUCUACGCUAAGGUCCUGGCGAUCCAUCAGGAAGCGUACAGCAUGUAUAAUUACCUGCCUUAUCAGUACGAGGGCACGGAAGGGGGACUGUUCUACUCAGCGGAGAUAGAGCUGCUCUGUGACCAAGCCUGGGGCAGCAUGUUGGAAGUACCUGCUGGGUCGAGGCUCAAUCUCACGGGCCUGGGCUACUUUUCCUGCCAGUCCCACACUGUCGUCCAGAAUUACUCCUACAUCUUCUUCCUGAGGAUGGACGAAAACUACAACAUCCUGCCUCACGGGGUGAACUUUCAGGAUGCCAUUUUCCCGGACACGCAGGAGAACAGGAGAACCUUCUCCAGCCUUUUCCAGUUCUCCAACUGCUCCCAGGGACAGACACUGCAGGCCUUCAGCGCGGACUGGGAGAUGCAGGAGGACAGCAGGCUCUUGUGCUCCUCAGUACAGAUGGCGCUCUUCGAGGAGGAGGAUCGCGUCAAGAAGCUGCAGGAGAAGGUGCAGCUUUUGGAGAAGCGCAACAGGCAGUUGCGGGAUCGGGUCAGGAAGGUCAAGAGGUCGCUGCGGCGGGCGCGCAAGGACAGCCGGCGCAUGGCGCAGGACAACAGGAAGCUGCAGGAGAAACUGUCGGCAGAAGCCAGCGAAGUCAACCGCCAUCUCAACUCCAUCAAACAGGAGAACUCGCCUUCGGUCUUCAUCAAAGUGCAAUGAACAGGGCGAGAUUAAAGUGUCACCUCAGGAUACUGGGACUCUCGCCCUGUUGUACUGGGCUCUCUGGAGAUUGCUGGGCAGUCUCUCUUACUGUGAGUGGUGUAUUUCUAGGAGGAAAGAAGGUUAAAAAGGUUACUUUUAUAAAUAUCUCAGACAGUUCUUGUUAUAUGCUAAUUUGUCAAUAGAGUAUUUUAUUGCACAUAGCUCUGAUAUUUCUUUUUAUAUUUCAGAUAUUUGUACUAUGUGUUU
Messenger RNA from Lepisosteus oculatus (spotted gar), 1760 nucleotides. RefSeq names its product coiled-coil domain containing 3a (gene ccdc3a). NCBI's taxonomy places the organism in Eukaryota, Metazoa, Chordata, Actinopteri, Semionotiformes, Lepisosteidae. The record is from RefSeq and is a predicted model, not a curated record. Gene Ontology annotation, biological process: negative regulation of gene expression. Gene Ontology annotation, cellular component: extracellular region.